AUGCCAGAUCUCAAGCUUCUACGAACCAUAUUCAUCGUGGUUUUAAUUUUCAAUAUAUGUUAUCUUAUCAAGUCCAGGUUCCUCAAAUUUCCUAAUGUAGGUCAAAUCGAAAAUUCCACUGAUCCUGAUGUUGAGUACAUUCUUGAUCAUGAGGUGGUAUCAAAAGAAAAGAUGACUAUAAAUCAAGAUGGCAGUUAUGAUUCUUCAACUGCACAACAAACGAUUUUACAACUAUUGAAAAAAGUUGCAACCAACGAAAAUAAUGAAUUUUGGUUGGGCAACUCCAGUAUGGAGUUUCCUUCUGUAGAUCUAAAUCCAAAGGAUUUCUUGCCUCCACAGGAAAAAGGUCAAAUCACUUGGCAGAAUAACCAUUUGUUGUAUUAUGAACCUAGAUUUACUUUGGCUGUAUAUUUAGAUGAAUUACGACACCAAUUCGAAACUCAAAAUCCUAAAAACUUAAUGGAUAAGGAUAAUUUAAUUGAAUUACCUUUUGCUUGGUCCGAUUGGGUUGAUUUGACUGCUUUGAAUGAAGAAUUAUCUAAACCAGUUGAUCAGCGUUAUAAUUGUGAUUGGUUGCAAAGAUUUUCCAACAAACGGCCAAAAUUUUCGGAUUAUUGUGUUGAUUUGGUUAAUCUCACUGAUGAUGAAUUGAAACAAAUGGGUUUUACAAGAGAACAGUUGCCAGGAUAUGUAGUGAAAAAAUCACCAAUGAAUAAAGCUACCCAUAAGCCAGUAAUGAUGCAAGGAAAGUCAUUCUUGUUGACUCAUCAAGAAAACCCAUUCUCGAUGAUUUUCUUAACUCCCAAUGGUACUUAUGAAGCUCAAAUUUCACCAAAGAGAGAAAGACUUGUUGAUAGUGACUUAUUUGAAAGAUUCUUGAUGCGUCGUGGAAUUGACGCUAACCAUUUAGAUGAAAAUUUGCGAAUCUCUUUUAAUCCUCAAGAAGAGUUUGGAAAAUUGUUAUCUACUAUUCAGCCACGUCCCCUUGAUCCAGACGAUGAUAUCCAUGGUGUGAAUAAAAUUACUAAAAAUAAAUCAGAUACAACAAUCACAAGAGAAAUAAAUCUAGAUCCUUCCUACUUUCAUUAUUCUCAAGCGGAUAUCGAUAGACAAAUAAUUGAGUUUGAGGAAAGGUUGGGUCAAAUUGAUCAGAAAAGGGGAGAAAACAAACUUGAAUCCAAUACUGAUUUAACCCCUCGUGAAUUGAAUUAUUAUCAAAGUCUAAAGUAUUGUAAUUUAUUUUCUGCCAAAGAUGAACCCACUUAUUAUAAGUUGGCUACUUUAAGGAGAAGUAAGUUAAAUCUAGAUACUGGCUGGCAUUAUGAAUGGAGAUUUUUCAAUGGGGCUAUGAAAUUUUUGAAAGAUGAUAGUUGGACAUAUCCACAACUAGAAGUCCGUGAACAGAUUAUUUUAGAUAGAUUACUUCGGAAUUGGUUUAAAUUUGCUGAAGCUAAAGGAAUUGUUUCUUGGAUUGCACAUGGUCCAUUGUUAGCUUGGUUUUGGAAUGGUUUGAUGUUUCCAUAUGAUAUUGAUAUUGAUCUUCAAAUGCCCUCUUCUGAAUUGGCUCGAUUAGCUCUUAAUUAUAAUAUGACUAUAGUCGUCGAAGAUUUAAAUGAAGGGUAUGGUAAAUAUUUGAUUGAUUGUUCAACUUUUCUCCACCAUAGAAAUAUUCCUGGAAGAGAUAAUUACAUUGAUGCAAGAUUUAUUGAUAUUGAUACUGGUAGCUAUAUUGAUAUCACGGGAGUAGGAAUGAAUGAUGAAAAACCUCCAUACAGAUUCCAUGAAUAUGUGGACGACAGAAAAUCAAAAGAUCUACCAGUAGAACUUUAUAUGGAUAGAAGAAAGCAUUGGACAACUUAUGAAAGCAUUAACCCCUUGAGAUAUUCGAUGCUUGGGGGAACUCCGGUGUUGGUUCCCAAUGAUAUAAUGACGAUGUUAACUUAUGAAUAUAGAAAAGGUGUAUCAUCGUAUUAUUUCCAAGGUUACUAUUAUGUUCCAGCAGUAAGACUAUGGAUAGAAGAAUCUCAACUUUUACCUGCGUUUGAACCUGAGAAGUAUGAAUCCCCUAGUGAAGAGCAGAGACGGCAGAAUAUCAUAGAAUUAAUCGAAAACAUGAACUUUGAAGACAAGGUUAGAUUGUUGAUGAUAAACAGGCAUGUUCUAAUCGAGUACUAUAUAACACAAAGAGCAACUGGUUUGCAUGAAAGAGAAAAAAAACUUAUGUUUGAUAGUACAAUGACGAAACUGUUAUUGAAUCUUGAAGGAAACAAUGAGUAUAAUCAUUUGACUGCAAAGUUUGAGUUGACAAAACCUUUCCGAAAAUCUUUAUUCGAUUUUGAAUACUUUGGGAGGUUCAAUCAUAUGCCAGCUCCUAAUUAUUCCAAAAAACCAGAAGGAGAGAAAAAGUCUGAGUAG
This is a messenger RNA of Candida tropicalis MYA-3404, 2415 nucleotides long. RefSeq lists its product as uncharacterized. Bases 1 to 2415 code for a protein of 804 amino acids. The transcript has a single exon. NCBI's taxonomy places the organism in Eukaryota, Fungi, Ascomycota, Pichiomycetes, Serinales, Debaryomycetaceae. The record is from RefSeq and is a predicted model, not a curated record.